GUGAAGGAGAAUCUUAAUGAAUUGGUCCAUUAUGAAAAUCCUUUAUUCAAAGCUAUAUGAAGAAGAUUUUACGAUCAAAAGUGAACGAACAGGACAUGGUUAAUGUUUACAAGAGCUCUUAAUGCUCUGUGCGAGAGGUGAGAUGGAAAGUAAAUCUUGAGCAAGCUCUGACAUGCUGAUGAAGUGUGGACACACCCUGGUGUUAUUCAGGACAGAAAAUGGAGGACAGCUGCAUGCGUUCUGGACCAGCAGCAGAAACAGUGGUUGCUAACGGCACGUCACCUCCGGCCAGUUUUGUUGCAUAAUAAGAAACCCAAGCAUAGUUUAAGACUCUGUAGGAAGUAAACUGCCAGUUCAAGCAACGCUACUGCAGCUGAACUGCUGCUUAGGGAUUUUAGUGAGUGUCUAGCUCAUAAAAUCCAAACCUUCGGGUUUGAAGUUCCCCAAGAAAGCCGAUAAAAAGUUCUUUCAACCAGCUGAGACGAUGGCUCAAACUGGCCCCUAAAACCAUGGCACUGCUCAAAGUGGGCCGCAGCACAGACUGUCAGAGCGCUGAGCCUGGUUUAUUGUCCUCUCUACAUCUCGCAUUGGCUGACUAACCAUCACAGAGGAGCUCCUGUUCAUGCAUCACUGAAACAUACUGGUCUCAAAAGAAUCCAGAUGAUCCUGUGCAGUCCGAUGAGUUUUGCAGUGCUGUGCUGCCUGCUGUGGCUCUCUGCGCCUGCCUUCCUGCGCUCUGAAUUUAAGGUAGCCUAUGUUACCGAGCGCAAUGUGUACAUGUGCACACAGGAUCUGGCCUUCUGUGAGAAGAUGAACUCUAGCGAGUUCAGCAACUGCAAGGAUCAAUCAUCUGUCCUGCACAGGGCUGAGACCCCCAGCCCGCUUCACAAAAAGCAUCUGAGGGUGUGGUACAGCUCGCCUCUUAAUGUGGCCCUCCUGCUGAACAACUCUGAGGUGCAGCACCUGUCGCUGAUUCAGUGUAAGCCCGCUGCCGAGCAGCCCGUCCCGUACGAGUACUUCACAGUGCAGCGCUUGGAGACUCUAACGGUCACCUACCCGUUUGGGCAGCCUGGACAGAGGCUCAUCAUAGGCAAUGCCCCGUACCGCGAGGAGGCGAGGAUCUCUGUCAUUCACACCUCUGUGCUGACUGGGAAAACAGAGCUGAAGUCGUACACAGUCCAAGCCAAAGUGGAUCACAGUGGAAUGAUGCCCUUUCCAAACAUUUUUAUGUCUCGCAACGGGCUUUCGGAAAUGUCUAGGAUAUCUGUCACUUUUCUGUACUGAGAGGCAUUUUUCCCAGGAAUCUAAAAGCUUCAUUGUACUAGUCACUAUAACACAAAUAGCUGUUGUGUAUAAUUAAUCAUGCGUACAAUUACAUUAUACAAAUACUUAUUGCAUACAUUGCAAACAUCAGAAUCUUUCAGAAUCAAACAUUUUUCA
This is a messenger RNA of Cyprinus carpio (common carp), 1440 nucleotides long. RefSeq lists its product as uncharacterized. Lineage: Eukaryota; Metazoa; Chordata; Actinopteri; Cypriniformes; Cyprinidae. The record is from RefSeq and is a predicted model, not a curated record.